AUGGGGCGGGGUGAUGGAAGCGGGAGAAUGGGGCGGGGUGAUGGAAAGCGGAGAAUGGGGCGGGGUGAUGGAAAGCGGGAGAAUGGGGCGGGGUGUGGAUGGAAAGCGGGAGAAUGGGGCGGGGUGAUGGAAGCGGGAGAAUGGGGCGGGGUGAUGGAAAGCGGGAGAAUGGGGCGGGGUGAUGGAAAGCGGGAGAAUGGGGCGGGCGGGAGAAUGGGGCGGGGUGAUGGAAGCGGGAGAAUGGGGCGGGUGAUGGAAAGCGGGAGAAUGGGCGGGGUGAUGGAAAGCGGGAGAAUGGGGCGGGGUGAUGGAAAGCGGGAGAAUGGGGCGGGUGAUGGAAAGCGAGAAUGGGGCGGGGUGAUGGAAAGCGGGAGAAUGGGGCGGGGUGAUGGAAAGCGGGAGAAUGGGGCGGGUGAUGGAAAGGGAGAAUGGGGCGGGGUGAUGGAAGCGGGGAAUGGGGCAGGGUGCGGGAUGGAAAGCGGGAGAAUGGGGCGGGGUGAUGGAAAGCGGGAGAAUGGGGCGGGGUGA
This is a messenger RNA of Closterium sp. Naga37s-1, 528 nucleotides long. The record is from the annotation of a GenBank genome assembly. NCBI's taxonomy places the organism in Eukaryota, Viridiplantae, Streptophyta, Zygnematophyceae, Desmidiales, Closteriaceae.